This is a messenger RNA of Lycium barbarum (goji berry), 1425 nucleotides long. Its product is annotated as probable WRKY transcription factor 12. Gene Ontology annotation, molecular function: sequence-specific DNA binding; DNA-binding transcription factor activity. The record is from RefSeq and is a predicted model, not a curated record. The transcript has 5 exons. The coding region runs from base 458 to 1066 and encodes 202 amino acids. Gene Ontology annotation, biological process: regulation of DNA-templated transcription. Lineage: Eukaryota; Viridiplantae; Streptophyta; Magnoliopsida; Solanales; Solanaceae.
CAUUUAAAUUGGGGAGGGAGUACAUAAUAUUUAAGAUUUCUAGGUUAAUAAAUAUCUGGCUUUUAUAGCAUCUUAGCUUUUCUUUUUAAAAAAAAAAAAAAAAAAAAUCUAUCUAAACCUUAAAACAAAGAACUCAUUUUCCAGAACUUUAUCAAGCAUCACUUUAUAUCAUCUCUCUCUCUCUCUCGUACUGUGUAGGCAUCUGACAAAUUUAAGAAGAAGAGAAAGGAAAUAUUUCUACAUUCAUUCCUCCAGUGGGUACCAGUUGACCAGACUGCAGAGACCAUUAAAUAUUCCAGUGUAAAAAACUCCAUAAACUUGAAGCCCACAUGUUGUACAAAAACAUGCAAUUGAUGAAAUAAUACAUCUAUUAAGUACAGUAUUCAUCAUCAUCAGAAGAAGAAAUUAUGUUCGUAUAUAUAUGAUCAAAGAAAGAUCAUUGGAAUAAAGACUAGCUAUGGAAGGAAAUCAUCAAGAAAGAGUAUUAAACAAUAAUUAUGAUCUACAUGAAGUCUCCUUUUCAACUGCCAAUAAUAUUCAUGAAAUGGGAUUUGUACACUUUGACGAUCAUCAAAACCAAGUUAUGAGCUUUUUGUCCCCUCUCUCACAAUCUUCUCAAAUUCCUCUCACCGCCGCGACACAAACCCUAGCUGCUGCCACCAAUAAUGAUAGCAGUUCCAUAGGGUUUAACCAUAUUGACCUCGUCAAUAGAUCUUCUUGGAACGACGAUCAGGUGGAAUCACUGGAUCCCAAGGCUGUUAAUGACGAAAAUUGCAGCGGAAAUGCUAGCGAGGGUAACAAUUCGUGGUGGAGGAGUGAGAAAGGGAAAGUGAAGGUGAGAAGAAAGCUUAGAGAGCCAAGAUUUUGUUUCCAAACAAGGACUGAUAUUGAUGUUCUUGAUGAUGGUUACAAAUGGAGGAAGUAUGGUCAAAAAGUUGUCAAGAACAGCCUUCAUCCAAGGAGUUAUUACCGAUGUACACAUAGCAAUUGUCGAGUAAAGAAGAGAGUUGAAAGACUUUCAGAAGAUUGUCGUAUGGUAAUAACAACCUAUGAAGUGUGCCAUUGACAGUGAAGAAGAGUCGCUGCCUUCUGCUUGGCAAGGUGUUGGAUUACGUGCAGGUCUUUGACAGGGAAAUGGUUCUUGACAGAGCAGAAAUUGGAGAGGAUCUGACCUUUGACCAAGAUUAAAACACUUAGGUUAACUAAAUAAAUCAGGACCAUUCAUUUGGUAUGAGGACACGUGUAAUAGUUUGAAGCCCCAAUGAGGGAAAUGGACAGGAGCUGGCUCCGUGAGCAGACAUAUAGUGAUUUUCUUUCUUUGGUGAUUUUUCUUUUGAUCACAUGAAGUGGUAUUUGGUUUGUGCAAGUAUUUGGAUUAUAGUGUUAAAAUUUCUAUUCCAUAACAUAUAGAGGGGCUGCGUUAUC